Messenger RNA from Sinocyclocheilus grahami, 1425 nucleotides. Its product is annotated as sodium/bile acid cotransporter 7-like. The record is from RefSeq and is a predicted model, not a curated record. The transcript has 9 exons. Bases 42 to 833 code for a protein of 263 amino acids. Gene Ontology annotation, cellular component: plasma membrane. NCBI's taxonomy places the organism in Eukaryota, Metazoa, Chordata, Actinopteri, Cypriniformes, Cyprinidae.
ACAAAGCGCGUGCGCUCUGACACCGCUCGUUACGGUAUCGCAUGUGUGUCCGGAAGAGUGCGGCUCGACGGGUCGGUGUUGGAUGCUCGUCGGUUCGAGGGGCGAUGGGUCUGAUCGCUCGCGUCCGUAAAGAAUGGUUUAUCAUCGGUAUAGUGCUGGUCAUCACGUGCGCCAAGCUCGCGCCGUCCGUGGGAGUGAAAGGAGGUCCUCUUCGGCCGGAGAUCACCAUCACCUAUGUUGCAGUAUCUGUUAUUUUCUUUAACAGUGGCUUGUCUUUGAAAACAGAGGAGCUAGCAAGUGCAUUAAUGCAUGUAAAGUUGCAUUUCUUCGUCCAGACAUUCACGCUAGUAUUUUUCCCCAUCGCCAUUUGGCUCCUUCUCAAAGUUCUGGCCCUAACGGCGAUCAACGAGUGGCUUCUCAGAGGGUUGCAGACGGUUGCUUGUAUGCCUCCUCCUGUUUCCUCUGCUGUCAUCCUAACUAAAGCUGUAGGAGGAAAUGAGGCUGCAGCCAUUUUCAAUUCUGCAUUUGGGAGUUUUCUGGUAAUAUUUUCCAUUCAGUUGAGCUUCAUGGCCCUGAUCUUUUUCUUGUCUACAAGGAAUUCCUCUGGUUUCACUGCGGCCGAUUCGGUAGCCAUCAUGUUUUGUGCGACUCAUAAAUCCCUCACUCUAGGUAUCCCCAUGCUGAAGAUCGUGUUUGAGGGUUAUGAGCAUCUGUCUCUGAUAUCAGUGCCUCUGUUGAUCUAUCAUCCCGCUCAGAUCCUGCUGGGAAGCAUCUUACUGCCCUCCAUUAAAACAUGGAUGAGCGGCAGACAGAAGACUCUAACGCCUGUAUGAGCUACACUGUCGACUGGAAGCUGUGAAACACUUGGCUGAGCCAAACCAGGCCACAAUCAACGAGACCAAAACCAGACCGAGACGCCGAUCAGGCGGAUGGAUACGUGAGAUCAAGUGCCUUAACACGACCCGCGGGACCUCAGACAGGGACUACAGACGAUUCCAUGAGCUUUUUUAAACAGACAUGAAUGUAUAUUUUUAUUUUUAUAUGAAGUGUAAAAUCUUUUCUUACUACAGCGGCACUCAGACUUUGCCAAAUGGAUUUAUUUUUGUUUUUUAGACGUCCAGGAAGAACUCCACAGUCUCCUGUGUUCGUGUUGUUUCAUUGGGCUUUGGGGAUUUUUUACAGCAGUAAAAACUAAAGUGUAAUUGCACUGCUAACAUCCGUGACAUUUACCUAACAAUGAGAGAAUCGACUCAUUUUGAUGCAGUAUAAGGUCAGCUGUUGUGACGGCGACACCAUCUGACAUGUUAUGUUACUGAAGACAAUAAAGAUUGUCAGAAAUUCUGUCUAAAUGAGGCUUUGUGUGCAAACUCUUUCUGAUCAUGUGUCUUGUCAUGCAGAAAAAUGACAAAACAAUUAUGUGACAUU